Molecule: messenger RNA, 5592 nt
Organism: Trichoderma reesei QM6a
Lineage: Eukaryota; Fungi; Ascomycota; Sordariomycetes; Hypocreales; Hypocreaceae
Product: polyketide synthase
Exons: 6
Coding region: 1-5592 (1863 amino acids)
Biological process (GO): fatty acid biosynthetic process; secondary metabolite biosynthetic process
Molecular function (GO): phosphopantetheine binding; fatty acid synthase activity; 3-oxoacyl-[acyl-carrier-protein] synthase activity
Source: RefSeq, a predicted model, not a curated record
AUGAACAAACCCACCAUCCCAACCCCCUCUGAGUCCCACACAAGUCUGUCAGAGAUCAACGACGAUGCAGAAUGUAACUCUAAGUUCAUCUUGUUCAGCCACGAGUUUCCAAGUGGCAAUGUCAAAGACUUGAUACGGAGGCUCCAUAGAUAUGCCAAACUGCCUCGAUACUCUCAGCUUGCCCGCUUUCUGCAGGAGAGCGCUUCGGUGCUCAGGCAAGAGGUCCAGAAGCUUCCACGCCCACUGCGUGAUCAAGUCCCCCCCUUCAGCGAUAUCAUAACACUGGCGUCACAUUGGGACAGACUCAAGGAGAGUGCUUUGUGUGGGACGUGGGAGGGUGCUUUUCUUUGCAUCUAUGAGAUUGCUGUGCUGAUUGGACAUCAUGAAGCACAUGAUCUUCCUUACACGCUCGGGACAAAAGACGCCAUUGGUAGAACCUGUCUGGCCGGAAUCAGCGUCGGCCUCUUUUCAGCUGCAGCAGUAGCCGUCUCAAGUUCUCUGGUAGACCUCGUUUACUACGGAGUGGAAAGUGUUCGCAUUGCCUUCUCAUUCUGCGUCCACGUGGGCAAAGUCUCACAGCUACUUGAGCCUACCGAGCGCACAAAGGCAGCUUCGUCUGUUAGCUGGGCCUAUGUCGUGAUUGACGUUCCGGCUGAAGUCGUGCAGGCAGAGCUGGACCGCUUCAAUGGCCAACAUGAAGCGACAGAUGCCGAUUCAAAGGCGUCCCGCCUCGCCCAAGUCAGCAUCAGCCACGUUGACCAGGCUUCAGUAGGCGUCACUGGUCCGCCGGCUCGAGUUGAACAGCUCUUUCGCCGAUCGGAGGUGCUUGGCUCAUCUCGUCACUCUCCGCUGCCCAUCUCGGGAGGUCUUUGUCAUGUUCCCAACGUGUACGACGCUGACGAUAUCCGUUCAAUCCUUGAGACUGCCGAAGUAUGGGAAAGAUGGUCCUCUCGUCCUGUUCGGCUGCCGCUUCUGUCGCCAAACACAGGGGCCCCCUUUUUGGCGGCUGAUGCGUACCACCUGAUAGAGGCCAUCUGUACUGAAGCUCUAACGAAGCCUCUGUACUUCGACAAGAUCGCCGAGGGUGUUGUACUGCAGCUUUUACAUCAAGAGGACCUGCCACCGUUGUCGAUCCAGAUCCUGCACUAUCGCACGUCGCUCAUCUCAGACACAAUCAUCUCCGACGUGACAAAGAAGCUGUCAGCUGCUAGUCCGUCAAGACAGGACCUGGUCGACUGGGCAAUGGAAGACGAGGGUGCUUCUGAACAGCCUCAUGGGAACUCAAGCCUCCCACAGAACUCCAAGCUGGCUAUUGUUGGCAUGUCAUGCCGGAUGCCGGGGGGCGCCGACAGUCCCGAGCAAUUCUGGGAGCUGUUGAUGAAUGGUGUUGAUACUCUUACCAUUGUUCCAGCAGACAGGUUUGAUGUUGACGCGCAUUUCGACCCCAAUGGAGAGAUGGAGAACGCUUGUACUCGCUACAGUCUUGAUAUGAACCACAACUCUAACGAUGGUAUCUUCGUGAAGGCUGAGCAGACAGAUCCCAUGCAACGUCUAGCCCUUGUCACUGCAUACGAGGCGCUGGAAAUGGCCGGCUUCGUCCCAAAUCGAACGCCAUCCUCUCACGUAUCCCGUGUAGGCACUUACUACGGCCAAGCCAGCGAUGAUUACCGUGAAGUCAACGCGAGCCAGAAGAUUGGCACCUACGGCAUUCCUGGCACCGAGCGUGCUUUUGGAAAUGGCCGCAUCAAUUACUUUUUCAACUUCCACGGGCCAAGCAUCAACGUCGACACGGCGUGCUCGAGCGGCUUGGCUGCGGUACAUGCCGCUUGCUCUGCACUUUGGGCUGGUGAUGCUGAUACUGUCGUUGCCGGGGGACUUAAUGUUAUUACAAAUCCUGACAUCUACUGCAUGCUAAGCAAGGGACACUUCUUGUCCAAGACUGGCCAGUGCAAAGUGUGGGAUUCGGGCGCUGAUGGCUACUGCCGAGCAGAUGGAGUUGGCUCUGUGGUCAUCAAGCGACUGGACGAUGCCAUUGCCGAUAAUGACAACAUCUUGGCUACUAUCGUGUCGGGCUCGACGAAUCAGUCAGCGGAGAGCAUUUCGAUAACUCAGCCACAUGCUGGCGCUCAAAAGGACAACUACCGCCAGGUGAUGGACAAGGCCGGCAUCAACCCUCUGGAUGUUAGUUAUGUCGAAUUGCACGGCACUGGAACCCAGGUCGGAGAUGCUGUCGAGUCGGAAUCAGUCCUCGACUUCUUCGCCCCCCUAGGCACUCGUCAACGCUCCGAACAACGAUUACACCUCGGCGCAGUUAAAUCAAACAUCGGACACGGUGAAGCUGCAGCAGGAAUUGCUUCGUUUAUCAAGGUUCUCUUGAUGUAUAAACAUGGCAUGAUUCCGCGUCACAUCGGCAUCAAAUCAACAAUGAACCCCGUCGUGGCUCGGCACCUGGCUAAUCGAAAUGCGGGCAUCCUCUCCGAAAACCGCCCCUGGCUUCCAAAGCCCAACGGCAAAAAGCGCUACUCCAUCGUCAAUAGCUUUGGGGCUCAUGGUGGAAACACGACGUUGUUGCUGGAAGAUGCGCCGUUGCCGCUGACCCAGGGAGAAGUCGACGAUUCCUCCCUUCCAGGGGCGACAACUUCUCAGGUCAUUUGCAUCUCAGCCAAAAGCAAAGCUUCACUUCGGGGUAACAUCAGCGCUCUGAUCCGUCAUUUGGAUACUCAUCCAGAGACAAAACUCAGGGACCUGUCUUAUACGACGUGUGCGCGAAGAAUCCACCAUCACAUCCGCAUUGCCACCUCCGUUUCCACCACUGCCCAGCUUCGCAAGUUCCUUGAGGCCGCCUCUGAAAACGUCGAUACUCACGCAAAACAUGUUUCUGCAGCCAAGAGAAAAUCUGUUGUGUUUGCCUUCUCCGGUCAGGGGUGCUUCUAUCAAGGCGCCGCUGCACAACUGUUUCAACAGGCACCUUCGUUCCGUGAGCAGGUUCUCCAGCUCGAUCGAGUUGUUCGCCAACUAGGCUUUCCCUCCGUACUCGCUGCUAUCAUUGGCGAUGCAAUAAAUGCUACGACAUCGCAAAAUUGCUCCAGUGCAGCCAGCGAGAGUGGUGACGACGGAGCUGCCUCAACUGACGGAACCAGCUCAGUCUCGUCAACGGUGACCAUUGAGAGCCCGCUUGUCAUUCAACUCUCCAUGGUGGUCAUGCAGAUUGCCUUGGUACAGUACUGGGCACUUCUGGGCAUCCAGCCUGACCUCGUAAUCGGCCAUAGUCUUGGAGAGUACGCCGCUUUUGUUGCAGCUGGCGUACUGUCCGUGGCAGAUGCCCUAUAUCUGGUCGGCAGACGAGCUAAACUCAUGCUGGCUGCCUGCGAGCCCGGAAGCCAUGGCAUGCUGUCAGUUCGCGGUGCUUCAGUCGGCCGCAUCGCCGAGCUGUGCAAGGAGAGUGGCCAAGAAUAUCGCUAUGAGGUAUCGUGCAUCAACGGAGUCACGGACAUUGUGGUCAGCGGCUUGCGGGCCGAUAUCGUUGCUCUGCAAAAUAUGCUGCAGGGUGCGGGUCUGAAAUGCGUCUUGCUUGACAUCCCCUUUGCUUUUCACUCCGCUCAACUAGAGCCCAUCUUGGAAGAAUACGAAGACGCAGCUCGCCGUGUCACGUUCAAAGCCCCUGCGGUUCCGAUUGUCUCACCACUUCUCGGAAAGUGCAUCUCCCAGGGCGAGGUUAUAAACGAGACUUAUCUACGCCGUGCCACGCGGGAAUCUGUCGACUUUGUCACGGCACUUGAUGCCGCUCGGGCUGAUGGCUUGGUCGAUGAUAAUGCCGUUUGGAUCGAUAUUGGACCUCAUCCCGUGUGUACUUCCUUCGCACGCAACCACUACCCGAAAGGGACCACACAGGCCUUUGCAUCACUCAGACAAGGAGAUGAUACGCUGUCUAACUUGACGGGAACUCUAGCAGCACUACACUGCUUGGGUUUGCCAGUUGCUUGGAACGAGUACUUUGCUGCAUAUGAAAGGUCCCUUCGCCUCAUUCAUCUCGAACCGUAUCAAUGGAAUCAGAAGAACUACUGGAUCCAGUACGAGGGCUCAUGGACUCUGGAUAAGACACAUGCGGGCAAAGCCAAGAACGACAAGAAAGACUCAUCCUCUCCACCAUUCUUCACUUCGUCUGCACAGGCAAUCAUUUCACAGGAGUUCAGUGAGUCUGUCGGGCGGAUGACGGUGCUGUCCAAUCUGGCCCACCCCGACCUUGCAGGAGCAGCUACUGGACAUAAGAUUAAUGGAAGAAGCGUAGUUACUGGGAGCAUAUGGGCGGAUCUCACCCUCACUAUUGGCGAGUACUUGUACAAACAGAUGGUAAAGGAUGGCGACGAGCCAUAUAUGGACGUUCGAGAUAUGGAAGUCCUCGAAGGACAAGUCUUGUCCUUGGAACCAUCAGCGGAGCAAUUCAUCCAAGCUGAAGGAGUCUUGGACUUGUCGAAAAGACUGACUCACAUCACCUUGUACACAGCCACUGCCGACGGAACCCGCAAGACGGAGAAGCCAUUCGCCACGGCGACUGUUUGCUAUGAAGACGUGCAAACCUGGAAGUCUGAAUGGCAGAUGGCUUCGCAUCUAGUUGCCUCGCGCGCCGAUUCCUUGUGGAGAGCAGCAGGCGAAGAAGCGGCAAACGCUCGCAAAGUCAGCAGCCUCUCUCAAGGCGCUGUAUACCAACUCUUCGCAAACGUGGUUGACUACAGCUCGCGAUACCGCGGAAUGCAGCGUGUAGCUCUAGCCGAAGAGACGCAGGAGGCUACAGCAGACAUCACGCUGGAUGUCGACCGUCACGGAACCUGGCAUACGCCGCCUCACUGGAUCGACAGCACCUUUCAGCUCGCCGGCUUUGUCAUGAAUGCCUUUGGUGUUCAGGGCACGGGAGAAGCUGCCGCGUCUUCACGAGACUUCUUCUGGAUCACUCCUGGAUGGCGUCACUUCCGUCUGGCGGAGAAGCUUGAGCCGGGCGUUGCUUAUCGCAACUACGUCCGCAUGUUCCCAGUGAAGGGCGAGCCUGGUGCCUAUGCCGGCGAUAUAUAUCUGCUGCGGGGCGAAGCAGUUGUGGGAGUGUGUGCCGGCAUCAAGUUCAAGAGAGUUCCGCGCUCGUUGAUGCCCAUCAUGUUUCCCUCGGGCCAGACUGGCAAGAGUCGCACUCAAGCUCCUCUCCCGAGUCAUACCAGUCGCAGUAUUGCUCCCAAAGAGCCCGUCAAGCCAAAGCCGCCCAGCGCUAUUUGUGAUGUUCCUCAUGCAAGAGAGCAGCAGCCAGUCGUCGCCAGACAGGCACCAGAGCCUGUUGCAAGAGCGCCGCCAGCAACCCAGCAGAAGCCGAAAGAAGGCGGACCAAAUCCUCAUGUGGCCGCUUGUUUGCAACUCAUUGCCGAUGAGACGGGUCUAGAAUUGGAAGAUUUAUCUGGCGAUGCCGCAUUCGCAGAGUUGGGCGUGGACUCGUUGAUGUCGCUGGCUCUGUCUGGCAAAAUGCGUGCCGAGCUGGGUAUUGAGGUUCAGGCGUCCAUUUUUCUCGAAUGCGCGACUGUACAAGAGUUGACGGAGUGGCUGAGCAAAUAG